Messenger RNA from Carassius carassius (crucian carp), 3264 nucleotides. RefSeq names its product endoplasmic reticulum metallopeptidase 1-like. The coding region runs from base 393 to 2951 and encodes 852 amino acids. Lineage: Eukaryota; Metazoa; Chordata; Actinopteri; Cypriniformes; Cyprinidae. Gene Ontology annotation, biological process: proteolysis. The record is from RefSeq and is a predicted model, not a curated record. Gene Ontology annotation, molecular function: metalloexopeptidase activity. The transcript is spliced from 15 exons.
AGCACACCAACACCACUGUCAUUUGCAAAAAGCUGAUUAGCAGAAGGAAGCAUGAAGGGUUUCAAAAUUUCUUGGUAAACGGGGGCAGUGACUUUGGUUUUCAAAAAACACAAUGGACCAACACCAGCAGAUGACAUUGCACCCCAAAUCAUCACAGACUGUGGAAACUUAACACUGGACUUCAAGCAACUUGGGCUAUUAGCUUCUCAACCCUUCCUCCAGACUUUAGGACCUUGGUUUCUAAAUGAAAUACACAACUUGCUCUCAUCUGAAAAGAGGACUUUGGACCACUGGGCAACAGUCCAGUUCUGCUUCUCCUUAGCCCAGAGAAUGAGACUUCAAACUCUCACCACCUGCUGGCAGUUUAGAACACAGUGAGUGAUCCAGUCAUUAUGCAGAUCAGAGAGAGACACUCUACAGAUCGUAGAAUCAGAGACCAGCAGAACCAGCAGCAGUGGGACAGUCGUGAUGAGGAGGCUGCGUUGAACAUGCUCUGGAGCCGCAAACGCAAGCCAGAAAUGAGAGCUGGGCUGGCAGAGAGUUCUGUUGUGAUUCUGCUGCUCGGGUUCGUGUGUCUGCUGUGGACUCUGGUUCUGAUCUCAGUCCAGCCGCUCAUCAGCAGCAGAAGUCCGGGACACUUCAACGCCCUCCGGGCCAGGAAGCAUUUGGAGCAGAUCACCAGCAUUGGGCCGCGGACCGUUGGAAGCACAGAGAAUGAGAUCACCACGGUCAACUACCUGCUGGAUCAGAUCGACCAGAUCCAGUCUGAGAGUAAAACCGGACCUCACUUCAUCACGGUGGACAUUCAGCGACCCACUGGCUGCUUCCGCAUUGACAGCUUUAUCAUCAGCUGCUACGACCGCAUAACCAACAUCGCUGUCAAACUCCAGCCAAAGACGAGCGCACAACAUUUCAUGCUCGCGAACUGCCACUUUGAUUCGGUGCCCAACAGCCCGGGAGCCAGUGAUGACGCUGUCAGCUGUUCUGUGAUGUUGGAGGUUUUACAUUCACUAGUGAAUCUUUCCAUGCCACUCAAACAUGGCGUCAUCUUCCUGUUCAAUGGGGCCGAGGAGACCAACCUCCAGGCCAGUCACGGCUUCAUUACCCAGCAUCCCUGGGCUCAGCAGGUGCGAGCGUUUGUGAACCUGGAGGCUGCAGGUGUGGGAGGCAAAGAGUUGGUGUUUCAGACAGGUCCGGAGAACCCAUGGCUAGUCCAGGCAUAUGCCCGAGCCGCCAUCUACCCAUUCGCCACAGUGGUCGGUCAGGAAAUUUUCCAGAGCAGACUCAUUCCUUCAGACACAGACUUCCGAAUCUUCAGGGACUUUGGGAAUAUUCCUGGAAUUGAUCUUGCGUUCAUAGAGAAUGGUUUCAUCUAUCAUACUAAAUAUGACACUCCAGAGAGAAUCCACACCAACUCCAUCCAGAGAACAGGCGACAACAUCCUGUCUCUCCUUAAGCACUUGGUGAUGUCUGAAGAACUGGCGGAUUCCUCUAAGUAUCGCCGUGGUAACAUGGUGUUCUUUGACAUACUGGGAGUGAUGCUGGUGGUGUAUCCCACUCAUGUCGGCACCAUCAUCAACUAUGUGGUGGCCGUCGCCACGAUGAUCUACCUGGGCACCAAAUGCAUUUUGACCCGCAGAGUGGGUACAUCUUUCUGCCCUUUCUGUGACAUGAGUGUUUUGACACGUAACAUGCUCUGUGCAGCUGGACGGUACAUAUGUGAGCUGGUGUGUGCAGCGUGUGUGCUCAUCUUGAGCUGGAUCUUCACUCUGUUGACGGUUAUGUUUGUGGCUUUGCUCGUCAAGUUGACGGGCCGCUCCAUGUUCUGGUACAGUCACUUUUACGCGGCCAUCUCUCUGUAUGGAUCUGUUGCUGUUGGCAUUAUCGUGCUGAUCCACACCCUGGCCAAGACCCAGUGCAGGAGCGCAGUUCGUAUGGAUCUGGCCGAGCUCUUCUUUGACGUCAAUCUGCUGUUGUGGUGUUGUGUGCUGCUCUUCCUCACUUCCCGCGGCUGGUGUUCAGCAUAUGUGCCCAUGAUGAUGGUGGUGUUCCCGCUCAUCAGCAAACUGCUGCUCAGUAAGCACUUCAGAGCCAGAGGAGCGACUAUGCUGUACUCUGUCCUGUAUCUGAUGGGUCUUGCUGUGCCAUACAUCCACAUCAUGUUCCUCAUCAGAGUGAUUUUCGAGGUCUUUACGCCUAUUCUGGGCCGCAGCUCACGUGAAACCCCACCCGACUUCACCAUGGCGCUACUCGUUACCAUGGCAACCAUAAUUCUGUCUUCCUAUUUUAUUCACUUCGUCUAUCUGUCCCGCAAUACGAAGUGGACCUUGGCUGUUCUGGGGUCAGUGUUCACGCUGAUGUUUGUUCUGGUCUGCUGCGGUCUGUUCUUCCCGUAUUCUGCCGACCCGUCCAGCCCACGACCCAAACGCCUCUUUGUCCAGCACAUCACACGCAGGUUUCACUCGCUGAACGGAUCGCUGCAGAGCUCCGACUCAGGCUUCUGCAUCAACAGUCAGGAUUACACCGCCAUGCAGCACAUCACUCCACAUAUCCCGCAGAUCAACGACAACAUCUGCACGCGCUGCCAGGAUCAGCUGCCCUACUACGGCUUCACAAGCAAGAGCUGGUAUCUUACGGCUCCUGAAGUCUCUCCUAAAGCUCCGCUGGAGUUCCAGCUCUUAUCCAGACAGGAGACUGAACGGGGAACCAUUAAAAUGACCUUUGAGGUCAAAGGUCCGAGUCACAUGUCUCUGUACCUGCGUCCUCACGCUGGUGCGUCUCUGAGCGGCUGGUCAUUCGGUGGCGGGACACCGGGGUUCAAUCCCAGUGGAAUGUAUUUUAUAUUUUACACUCAUGGUCUCGACGCUGCGGCCUGGAACUUCUGGUUUGAGAUCCAGGUGGGUUUGAGCUCAAGAUUUAACCUGAGGAGUAUGAAAGGGUUUAUUGUGUGAGCUCAUGUGUGUUUUUUUUCUGUCUUUAGCCGCCCUCAGAUGCAUCUCCUGACGAGGGCUUGAUCUCUCUGGCCAUCUCUGCUCAUUAUAUCUCUGGCUCAGAUGGGCGCUCAGAGCAGCUCGAGUCCUUACUGAAGAGAUUCCCGGCCUGGGUGUUCCCGGCCUCAUGGAUCAGCACAUUCCACAUGUACAGAUACUGAGGGCCACCUGCUUGAGGGCCCUGAUCUCUCUCACACACACACACACACACACACACACACACACACUCACACUCACUCACUGCAGAACCAUGAACACCAUACGAGAUUUUUAU